AUUAAAUAUUAAUUGAACGUAUAGAUCGAAUUUGCUCAUUCCGGUCCGGUUCACAUGCCCGCAUCAAAAGGCGACACGAAAGCAAGCGCAAGAGGACAAAAGCUCCUUAUCCAUUGUCACAGUCUGUGUGUUUAAAUCUCGUUCAGAUCAACAGGACAAAUAUCCAAUUUUUUUAUGUUCAAGAAGAAGGGUAGAAGGGUGUGUGUGUGUGUGUGUGUGUGUAUGAAUGGAUGAUGAAUCUCCCUGUGAAUUCCACGUACCAAAGAUAUUUUUUUGAUCCCAACUGUAUCUCCAUCUCCUGUCCCUUUCAGCUCCCUGUAACGGUCACUUCUCCACCCUCCCGUGUCUAAUCGCCCCCUCAAACGGCUACUCUGUUGUUGUUGUUUGUUUGUUUUCUUCUUCCUUCCUCGUCAUUCCAUACGCUGAAAUCUGAAAUUUAUCGGCAUCGGCGGCGGCUAUGGAUUUCAGCUCGUUCGUGACGUCGUUGGCGACGUCGUUUGUGAUUUUCCUCAUCUUGAUGCUGCUGUUCACGUGGCUGUCUCGCCGACCGGGGAACAACGUUGUUUACUACCCGAAUCGGAUCCUACGAAAAUUGGAUCCGCACGAAGGAUCUCACUCGAGCCGGAGCCCUUUCGCUUGGAUCCGUGAAGCCCUAGCUUCCACUGAGGCUGACGUCAUCAGAGCCUCCGGCGUCGAUUCUGCUGUCUACUUUGUCUUCCUCACCACUGUUUUGGGGAUUUUUGUCCUGUCUGGUCUUGUUCUUCUCCCUGUCCUGCUGCCCGUGGCAGCGACUGCUCAUGGAUCUCUACAGGCCAACGCUACCAGUAAAGAUAGCUUCAAUGACCUCGACAGACUAUCCAUGGCGCAUAUCGAACAAAAAAGCAACCGAUUGUGGGCAUUUCUUGCAGCUGUCUAUUGGGUUUCUAUCAUUACAUGCUACCUCUUAUGGAAGGCUUACAACCAUGUCUCCCACCUGAGGGCGGCGGCUCUGAUGUCGCCCGAGGUGAAAGACGAGCAAUUUGCCGUGGUUGUUCGCGACAUUCCUUCCACAACCGAUGCCCGGUCGAGGAAGGAGCAAGUCGACUCCUACUUCAAGGCCAUCUAUCCCGACACAUUUUAUCGAUCAAUGGUUGUCACUAACAACAAGGAGGCUAAUAAAAUCCAUCAAGAAUUGGAAGGCUUCAAGAAGAAGCUUGCGCACGCCGAAGCCGUAUAUUCAGAGUCCAGAACAACUUCGAAUCCUGAAGGAGUAAAGCCGACGACUAAAACUGGCUUUCUCGGCCUCAUUGGAAAAAAGGUCGACGCUUUAGAUUACUACGACGAGAAGAUAAAAGAGUUGACAGUGAAGUUAGAAUCAGAGCAGGCACGAACUCUGAAAGACAAGCAGCAAUCUGCGGCCGUCAUCUUUUUUAACAACAGGGUGACUGCUGCAGCCGCGUCGCAAAGUCUGCACGAUGCAAUCGUAGAUAAGUGGACAGUUAUGGCAGCUCCCGAAAGCCGGGAAAUAUUGUGGAGCAAUCUUGCGAUGAAUUACUAUGCGAGGCUGGUUCGCCGAUACGCCAUCUAUUUCUUGGUGUUCUUGACGAUCUUCUUUUACAUGAUCCCGAUCGCCUUCAUCUCUGCAGUGACAACUCUGCGCAACUUGAUCAAAUACCUCCCGUUCUUGAAGCCCGUGGUGAAAGUAGCUGCGAUCAAGACGAUUCUUGAGGCGUACUUGCCGCAGCUUGCGCUGAUAAUCUUUCUGGCAUUGUUGCCCAAGUUCCUGCUGUUCUUAUCGAAGGCCGAGGGCAUUGUUUCGGAGAGUCACGCGCAGAGAGCUGCCUCCGGGAAGUACUUCUAUUUUAACGUCUUGAAUGUGUUCAUUGGCAUCACGUUGGGGUCAGCGCUGUUCGAUUCGUUCAAGGAGAUUUUGAACGAUCCGAAGUCUAUACCCGAGCUGUUGGGAAGAAGCCUCCCGAGAAGUGCGACGUUCUUCUUGACUUUCGUCGCGCUGAAGUUCUUCGUUAGCUACGGGCUCGAGCUAUCGCGAAUAGUUCCUCUAAUCAUAUUUCACCUGAAGAAGAAGUACCUCUGCAAAACCGUAGCUGAGGAGAUCGAAGCUUGGGCUCCGGGAGACCUUGGAUAUGCGACGAGAAUCCCGGCAGACAUGCUGAUUGUCAUGAUAGUCUUUUGUUAUUCUGUCAUAGCUCCAUUGAUUAUCCCUUUCGGCGUCGUAUACUUUGGUUUGGGAUGGCUCGUUCUCCGGAAUCAGGUCCUCAAAGUGUAUGUGCCGUCCUACGAGACUUAUGGGAGGAUGUGGCCGCACAUUUUCGUGCGGGUGAUGGCAUCGUUGGUGGUGUUUCAGCUCACAAUGCUGGGCUACUUUGGAACCAAGGAGUUCUCCUACACGCCGAUUCUGAUCCCUCUCCCGAUCCUGUCGGUGAUCUUUGCGGUUUUCUGCACGAACAAGUUCUACCGAUUCUUCAAGUUCACUGCGCUGGAUGUCGCCUGCCGGGAGCUGAAGGAAGCCCCCGCCAUGGAUGGGGUGUUCAGGUCGUUCAUCCCUCCGUGUUUGGUGUCGGACAAGACGACGGCGGCGGCGGUGGCCGAUGAAGAGCAGUUUGAUGAUGCAUUGUCGCAGGUGUCGAGGGCGGGCUCCUUUGUUGUCUGAUGAUGAUUUAUGGAAUUAAGUUUAGGAAAUGUGAUCUGAUCUGUUAAUGUACAUUGUUGUCAGAAGAAGCAACCAUUUUGUUGUUGUUGUUGUCCUGUUUUGUGCAUACGAUGAAGAUGAUGAUGCAGUUGUUUUGGUUUAUGGCUGUCUGUGGAUUUUGAAUUCUUUGUUUGGGCAAAUUUGGGGAUCUGAUCUUCUUCUGGUGUUUGUAAUUCUAUUCAUCAUCGUCACUAUUAUGUUUGUUUUGUUUGUAUGUUUGUUUAUUCAGUUCAGUGAUAGAAAUUUGCUGUGCA
Molecule: messenger RNA, 2943 nt
Organism: Andrographis paniculata
Lineage: Eukaryota; Viridiplantae; Streptophyta; Magnoliopsida; Lamiales; Acanthaceae
Product: CSC1-like protein ERD4
Exons: 5
Coding region: 458-2650 (730 amino acids)
Cellular component (GO): plasma membrane
Molecular function (GO): calcium-activated cation channel activity
Source: RefSeq, a predicted model, not a curated record